AAACCGUACAGAAUUAUCGACAGAAGUUAAUGUGCAAUUUACGAGUCCUCGCCGCCGUCCUGUCGGCGUUUGGCUUUUUCAUUCCAUGUGCACACUUCUUUGUAAGAGUUUAUGGAGAUAUCAUGCUAAUGGUAGAUAAUUUACCAUUUACUUUAACUGCUAUAAGUUCUUUCGUGAGAAUCACAAUUUUUUGGUGGAAGAAAGAAGCUAUCAUACCAAUGAUAGAUAUGAUUACGGAGGAUUGGGAAAAGUCAGAAGUUAAGCAAGAGAGAAACAUUAUGAUUAGACGGGCACACAGUGCACGUAUUAUUACUAUUUGCAGCUAUUGCCUAACGGCAUUGUGCUGUUUUAUUGCGAUUGUCCCGGGCUUUAGAAUGCUUAUUAGAUACACACCCAAUAUUACUGAUCCAGGCAGAUUGAUGCCUUUACCAGCGCAUUAUAUUUACGAUUUAUCAAAAAGGCCGCAGUACGAACUGACGUAUAUAAGUCAAGUUAUCUACAUAUUUUUCAUUAAUACAUCUAAUUGUGGAAUUGACAACUUUCUCGCUUUGUUAAUCUUUCACAUAUGUGGCCAAUUGGAUAUUCUCAAAAAUCGUUUGGCACAUCUGGAUAAGUAUAUCAAUUCUCGUGACCUACUAAAGAGUUGCAUCAUGAAACACAUUCGUUUAUUUAGAGCCAUUGACAUUGUUGAAGAUGCAUAUAAUUUGACACUUCUAGCAUUAUAUGCAUACUUUUGUAUACUCUUGGCCUUCUUUGGUUUCCGAAUAAUUGACUUAUUCGACGAAGGAAAUGAUUUAUCACGUACAGACAUGGUAUUUUUUGUAUCUACGAUUUUUUUCUUAUUUGGACAAUUGUUUUUAUAUUGUGCUCUGGGCGAAUUUUUGGUAAAUCAAUGUGAUGAAAUAUAUUACGCGGUUUACAGUAAUAAAUGGUAUUCCGUGAACCAAAAACUUGCACAAGACUUGUUGCUUUUGCUUAUAAGAGGUUCUAAACCGAUUUAUCUCACAGCUGGAAAAAUGUUUCCCAUAACGCUGACUAUGUUUUGCAAUAUCAUAAAAACAUCAGUCGGAUACGUAUCUGUUUUACAUACCAUGAAAAUUUAUUAG
Vollenhovia emeryi is the source of this 1106-nucleotide messenger RNA. Its product is annotated as odorant receptor Or2-like. The record is from RefSeq and is a predicted model, not a curated record. NCBI's taxonomy places the organism in Eukaryota, Metazoa, Arthropoda, Insecta, Hymenoptera, Formicidae. Gene Ontology annotation, molecular function: odorant binding; olfactory receptor activity. Bases 30 to 1106 code for a protein of 358 amino acids. Gene Ontology annotation, cellular component: plasma membrane. The transcript has 6 exons. Gene Ontology annotation, biological process: detection of chemical stimulus involved in sensory perception of smell; sensory perception of smell.